Molecule: messenger RNA, 2061 nt
Organism: Penicillium soppii
Lineage: Eukaryota; Fungi; Ascomycota; Eurotiomycetes; Eurotiales; Aspergillaceae
Product: glycoside hydrolase family 154 protein
Exons: 1
Coding region: 1-2061 (686 amino acids)
Source: RefSeq, a predicted model, not a curated record
AUGCCGCCUCUUCUCGAGUUUUCCGACAAUCCAUUUCGCGAUCGCGAAGACAUUGGCAAGGCAACAAUUGCUCUCAUCCGGGCGCUCAAGCCCUACUUUUCAAGAGGCAAUGCACGUGUCCAACUUCCUGUCUGUUCAGGUUCACAUUUCGAUGAAACCGCCGCCCAGCUCGAAGGAUUCGCGAGACCCAUUUGGGCAGUCGCUGCAGCACUCGCCGAAACUUCAUGUGUCCCAGAUCCAGAGCUUCGAUGCUAUGCUCAGCGCUUGGUGGAAGGAAUUGCAAAUGGAGUCAACCCUGAACAGCCCGAGUACUGGGGCGGAAUCAGCGACUGGGAUCAACGGAUGGUCGAGGCUGAGCCGAUCUCAUUUGCACUACUGAUAGCACCAGGAACCUUCUAUGAGACACUAUCAGAGCAGAGUCGCUUACAUUUGACUGAGUGGCUGUCUCGUCUUAAUGGCAAGAUAAUGCCUGUGAAUAAUUGGCGCUGGUUUCGGAUUUUCUCGAAUCUUGCCUUGAAUCGCAUAUGUGGCGUUUCUAUCGAGAGCACCAGAGCACUUAUCGAAGAAGACCUUGCCAUACUGGAUCAGUUCGAGAUUGGAGAUGGGUGGUGUGCCGACGGAAUUUGGAAAAAGGACAUGAUGCAGGGUCAUGGUGCCUACAGUCGCCAGGCAGACUAUUACUCUGGCAGCUUUGCCAUUCAAUUCAGUCAGCUACUCUAUUGUGUUAUCGCCAGAGACUCCGACCCUGAUCGGGCUUUGCAUUAUCGAAAUCAGGCAAGGGAAUUUGCUAGUCAGUUUUGGCGAUUCUUCGAUGAAGAUGGGGCUGCCAUUCCGUUUGGUCGAUCAUUGACUUAUCGUUUUGCUAUGGGCGCAUUCUAUGCGGCCUUUGCCCUUGCCAAAUGCUACGACUCUUCAAACUGCUAUACAUCUGUGGGCUUUGUCAAAGGGAUGCUUUUGCGACAUCUCCGUUGGUGGGCAAAGCAUUCAGAUAAUGUGUUCGCUGUGGAUGGGACAUUGACGAUUGGAUAUCUCUACCCAAACAUGUUCAUGUGCGAAGACUACAACUCCCCCCAGUCGCCUUACUGGUCAAUGAAAAGUUUCGUGGUUCUAGCGUUGGGGGCCGAUGAUGAAUUCUGGACAGCAAGUGAGAUUCCACACCCACUAUCCCUUGCAUAUGCCAAGAAUUCACCACUUGCCGGGAUCAAGUUGCUGUCCGCACCAUGUCAAAUUUUGUGUGAUCAUCCUCUUGGUCAACAUCAUUUUAUGCUCUCCAGUGGUCAAUAUUGCCAAUGGCCGUUGAAGGCGACCCAAGCCAAGUACAGCAAGUUUGCAUAUUCUUCGGCCUUUGGAUUCAGUGUCCCAACUGGAGCUCUCUUGAGUCAACUGGCCCUGGACAAUACCCUCUCAAUCAGUCGAGAUAAUGGAGAGACUUGGACCACACGAUGGGAAACAAUUGGCGAUCCUCAAGUAAAAGCAUUUGCUUACGAAAACUUUGAAAUUGAAUGCCUACAGAGCAUUUGGAAGCCUUGGAAAGCCAGUAAUAUAGAGAUUGAAUCAACGCUCAUCCCUCCAUGCGAUGCUUGGCCAGAUUGGCAUGUUAGAUUACAUCGCAUUCGAAGGCUACAUAAUAACUUGACUUUACCGGAAAGCUUGAGUCUUGUCGAAGGGGGCUUUGCGAUACAAGCUAAGCAGCCGCGAAAAAUGGGAACUUUGGGUGAAGACUGGAGAGGAACAUCUGAGGCUGAGUCAAUUUUGAAUGCCAGCGGAAGCUCACUCAUUCUCAGCCAUGCAGGUGUCAGUGGCGUGAGGAGCAUUCUUUUGUCCGAGGGUUACACCGAGGGAAGUGUGUUGAAGUCUGAUCCGAACACGAACCUGAUCGAACCAAGAGCAGUAAUACCGACUGUUCUUUACAAAGUCGAUCUUCAACCGACACAGGAAUUGACAAUCGCCACGGCAGUAUUUGCUAUUGCCAAUGGAAAGAGACACUUCUCUCGGGCGGAGCUGUUCCAGAGGUGGUGCCAGCAACCUCAAUUCACAGAAAACAUAUCGAGCCAACUUUAG